This is a messenger RNA of Vespa mandarinia (Asian giant hornet), 1216 nucleotides long. Its product is annotated as tRNA pseudouridine synthase-like 1. Gene Ontology annotation, biological process: tRNA pseudouridine synthesis. Gene Ontology annotation, molecular function: pseudouridine synthase activity; RNA binding. NCBI's taxonomy places the organism in Eukaryota, Metazoa, Arthropoda, Insecta, Hymenoptera, Vespidae. The record is from RefSeq and is a predicted model, not a curated record.
GCGGCUUGUUAUAUUACGUUAUUGUUACAACAGUUUAUACGUCAAUACGAUAACCGAUACGAUAAGCGCAUGGUAAUGUCAGUGUUUUUCGCUUAGGCUUAUAGUUCAUAUUUUGUCCAUAUUGUGUUUCAUCUGUCGCUGAAGUCACACACGUUUCAGCCUUAAUCUAGUACAUGCUAGUCAAUUGGUAGAAUAAAGAUGUGAAUAUAUCUUUAUAUGAAUAACAAAUAAUGGGAAAAUAUUUCUUAAAAUUUUCCUUUAUUGGAACAUUAUAUAGAGGAUUGCAGAAACAUUCAAAUAGAAAUAUCCUUGAUAAUGACUCUAUCCAAGGUGCCAUAGAAACAGGCUUACUAACUUUAUAUCCAAAACCUGUAUCAAAGCCAAGAUUAUAUUUAACUAGCAGAACUGAUUCAGGUGUACAUGCAUUAUAUACAAUUGGUCAUGUAACACUGGAAAAUAAAUAUAAUGUUUUAUAUAAUUCAGAAGAGAUAAUAAGACAACUUAAUCGUUUUUUUGGAAAAACUUCACAUUUUAUUAGAAUAUUAGAAUGUAUUCCAGUUAUAGAUGAAUUCUAUAGCAAGAAAAUAGUUACAUCAAAAACAUAUACAUAUAGGUUUAUGAUAGCUAAAAAAUACGGUGAACAAAGGAUACCUAUAAUAGAAACAUGUCAUACUUACCAUGUAAGAUCUGAGACUUUUGAUAUAGAAAGAAUGAAACAAGGUACACAACUUUUCAUGGGUCUUAAAGAUUUUAGAACAUUUGCAGCAAAUUCAAAAAAACUUACGAACGUUAAAUAUGUGCGCAAUUUAAAUAACUUAACUAUAGAAAAAGCACAACCUUUAAUGCCUUUUGAUGAACUAUCUACAAAUUUUGAUUAUUGGCAUAUUGUAAUUAGUUCUAGGGGUUUCUUAUAUAAUCAGGUUAGACGAAUAGCAACAGCAUUGCUUGGAUUAGCAACUGGAAAUAUAAAUGAAAAAGAUAUAAAUACAAUGUUACAAGUUCCGUCAAGUGAAAAUUGGAAUCAGCAUUUAAAGAUCUUGCCACCACAUGGAUUAUAUCUUGUAAAAGUAGAUUAUGAUUUUGAUACAUUAGAAAAAUUUACGAUAAAGGAUAAAUCUAAUGAAUUAAACAUUGAUAAAUAAAAGAAAAGUAUGAAUUUGAAACCUUCUAGAACAGUUAUUACAGAUACUCUUGGUAGAAGAUACGAAGUUGUAAA